Messenger RNA from Cotesia congregata, 390 nucleotides. Lineage: Eukaryota; Metazoa; Arthropoda; Insecta; Hymenoptera; Braconidae. The record is from the annotation of a GenBank genome assembly.
AUGGACUCCGAUGAUACAAAUAGUUCUAAAAAGCGCAACACACGUUAUGCAAGUAAGCAGACCAUCGGCACUGACACGGUAACCAAAAAGUUCCUCCAAAACUUCGAUCCUCAGAGUAGCGAAAGAGAAAAGCGUAAACUCCAUCGUCGUCUUUAUCCAGGAAGCAAAAAACAUAUUUUGUACGACGAAAGCGGUGUUUUUAUACAAACUGGGACAAAUAUAUGUGAUUGUUUGCAGCCAGAUUGCUCCGGUUGUCAUUUUCCAUGCCCGAAAUGCGGCUCGAGCAAGUGUGCUCACGAGUGCAGGACUCAUCGCCGAUGGACUUACGAUUCAAUUGAAAACGAAGGAAGUGAUAUUAUUUUAAAAAAUCCAGUUGCAAAAGACUCUUAA